CCGGCGCUGAGGGUGCAGGAUUGGGCCCCGUCCCCGACUUUUCUCUGUCUCUUUUCAGGGCCAGCGUAUGGGUGAGGGGGCACCCCCUGGGGCCUGAGCUGCCCCGCACAGGAUGCCCCGUGCCCCCCACUUCAUGCCCUUGCUGCUCCUGCUGUUGCUGUCACUCCCCCACACACGGGCUGCCUUUCCCCAGGACCCCCUCCCUCUGCUGACCUCUGACCUGCAAGGUACUUCCCCAUUAUCCUGGUUCCGGGGCCUGGAGGAUGAUGCUGUGGUUGCAGAACUUGGGCUGGACUUUCAGAGAUUCCUGACCUUGAACCGGACCUUGCUAGUGGCUGCCCGGGAUCACGUUUUCUCCUUCGAUCUUCAAGCCCAGGAAGAAGGGGAGGGGCUGGUGCCCAACAAGUAUCUAACAUGGCGGAGUCAAGACAUGGAGAACUGUGCUGUGCGGGGGAAGCUGACGGACGAGUGCCACAACUACAUUCGUGUUCUCGUUCCCUGGGACUCCCAGACACUCCUUGCCUGUGGAACAAACUCAUUCAGCCCUGUGUGCCGCAGCUACGGGGUAACGUCGCUGCAGCAGGAGGGUGAAGAGCUGAGUGGGCAGGCCCGAUGCCCCUUUGAUGCCGCUCAGUCCAACGUGGCUGUCUUUGCAGAGGGCAGCCUUUACUCAGCCACAGCCGCGGAUUUCCAGGCCAGUGAUGCUGUGGUCUACAGGAGCCUUGGGCCUCAGCCCCCACUCCGCUCCGCCAAGUACGACUCCAAGUGGCUCAGAGAGCCACACUUUGUCCACGCCUUGGAGCAUGGAGACCAUGUCUACUUCUUCUUCCGAGAGGUCUCUGUGGAGGAUGCCCGGCUGGGAAGGGUACAGUUCUCCCGAGUGGCCCGUGUGUGUAAGCGUGACAUGGGUGGCUCGCCUCGGGCCUUGGACCGCCACUGGACAUCCUUCCUGAAGCUGAGGCUCAACUGCUCUGUCCCUGGGGACUCUACCUUCUAUUUUGACGUCUUACAGGCCUUAACUGGGCCUGUGGACUUCUAUGGCCGCUCUGCUCUCUUUGGGGUCUUCACCACCCAGACCAAUAGCAUCCCUGGCUCUGCGGUCUGUGCCUUCUACGUGGAUGAUAUCGAGCGUGGGUUUGAGGGCAAGUUCAAGGAGCAGAGGAGUCUGGAUGGGGCCUGGACACCUGUGUCUGAGGACAGGGUUCCAUCCCCCAGGCCAGGAUCCUGUGCAGGAGUAGGUGUGGCUGCCUUGUUCCCCUCUUCUCGAGACCUCCCCGAUGACGUCCUGACCUUCAUCAAGGCUCACCCACUGCUGGACCCCGCUGUGCCACCUGCCACCCAUCAACCUCUGCUCACCCUCACCAGCAGGGCGCUACUGACCCAGUUAGCUGUGGAUGGUAGGGCUGGUCCCUACAGUAACACCACAGUCCUGUUCCUGGGCUCCAACGAUGGGACCGUGCUGAAGGUGCUGCCCCCAGGGGGGCCAUCUGGCAGACGUGAGCCCAUCCUGUUGGAAGAAAUCAAUGCCUACAGCCCCUCCAGGUGCCGUGGGAAGCGGGCCGCCCAGACAGCACGGCGGGUCAUAGGGCUGGAGCUGGACACUGAAGGUCACAGGCUCUUUGUGGCUUUUUCUGGCUGCAUCAUCUACCUCCCUCUCAGCCGGUGUGCCCGGCACGGGGCCUGUCGGAGGAGCUGUCUGGCUUCUCAGGACCCAUACUGUGGAUGGCAUAGCUCCAGAGGCUGUGUGGAUAUCAGGGGACCUGGUGGGACUGAUGUGGAUCCAGCUGGGAACCAGGAAUCCAUGGAGCACAGCGACUGCCAAGAUGGAGCUACUGGGAGUCAGUCUGGCACAGGCGAUUCUGCUUAUGUGCUUCUGGGUCCUGGCCCUUCCCCUGAGACCCCCAGCCCCCCCAGUGAUGCCCACCCCCGGCCCCAGUCUUCCACUCUUGGAGCUCACACUCAGGGCGUGCGCCGGGACCUCCCCCCAGCCUCAGCCUCCCUCUCCGUCCCCAUCACACUCCUCCUGGCCUGUGCUGCUGCAGCCUUCGCCCUGGGCGCCUCAGUCUCCGGCCUCCUGGUCUCCUGCGCUUGUCGCCGAGCCCACAGACGUCGGAGCAAGGACGUCGAGACGCCGGGGCUCCCGCGCCCUCUCUCCCUUCGCAGCUUGGCCCGGCUGCACGGUGCGGGCCCAGAGCUGCCGCCGUGCAAGGAUGGAGACGGGGCGCAGCCGCCCCAGCUCUACACCACCUUCCUGCCUCCCCCCGAGGCCGUAGCCCCGCCGGAGCUGGCCUGCCUGCCCACGCCGGAGUCCACGCCGGAGCUGCCGGUCAAGCACCUACGCCACGCUGGGGGCCCCUGGGAGUGGAACGAGAACCGGAACAACGCCAAGGAGGGCCCCGGCCGCGCGCGGGGCGGAAACGCAGCGGGCGGCCCCGCGCCGCGCGUGCUGGUGAGGCCGCCACCGCCGGGCUGUCCCGGGCAGGCCGUGGAAGUCACCACCUUGGAGGAACUGCUGCGCUACCUGCACGGCCCGCAGCCGCCCAGGAAGGGGGCCGAGCCCCCGGCCGUGGCGGCCUUUACCUCGCGGGCGCUCCCGCCGGAGCCGAUCCCCACCCCCACCCUCUUUGCGGGCUCCAGCCUCCUCCCCCGGGAGUGUGGUCCGCCGCUGAGGCUGGACGUGCCCCCCGAGGGGAAGUGCGCGGCGCCCUCCAUCCGGCCCGCGCUCUCCGACCCGGCUCCCCGGCUAGGGGUCGGGAGCAGCCGGAGGAUGCCCUUCCCCACGCACCGUGCACCCCCCGCCCUGCUCACUCGGGUCCCCUCAGGGGGCCCUUCCAGGUACUGCGGGGGUCCCGGGAGACAUCUCCUGUACCUGGGCCGGCCGGAGGGGUAUCGGGGCCGCGCUCUGAAGAGGGUGGACGUCGAGAAGCCCCAGCCGCCCCCGAAACCUCUCGUCUCACCCUCCUCCCAGCCGGCUCUCCCCAACGGCAGCCAUUUUAACUUUUAAAGGGAGCUGCGCCACGUCCUCCAAUGGCGCCCUUGAGGCCCGUGCCCUCAAAGGCCAAGAGCAUAGACGCAUCUCCAAGGACAGAUCCCCUCCCUCUCUCCGUGUUCCACACCUCCAGCCUUCCUGGACUCUGAGAGUCUCCCGGGGUCCCAGCCCGCCUCGGGUUUAUUUAUUGACUGUCUUUUCCCCCUGUCCUCGAGAGAGGAGUGGGAGGUGAGAAGCUCGCCCCCUCAG
Messenger RNA from Neomonachus schauinslandi (Hawaiian monk seal), 3238 nucleotides. It is a transcript of the gene SEMA6C, whose product is annotated as semaphorin 6C. The transcript has 18 exons. Gene Ontology annotation, biological process: negative regulation of axon extension involved in axon guidance; semaphorin-plexin signaling pathway; negative chemotaxis. The record is from RefSeq and is a predicted model, not a curated record. Gene Ontology annotation, molecular function: semaphorin receptor binding; chemorepellent activity. NCBI's taxonomy places the organism in Eukaryota, Metazoa, Chordata, Mammalia, Carnivora, Phocidae. The coding region runs from base 113 to 3004 and encodes 963 amino acids.